Molecule: messenger RNA, 1935 nt
Organism: Serendipita indica DSM 11827
Lineage: Eukaryota; Fungi; Basidiomycota; Agaricomycetes; Sebacinales; Serendipitaceae
Source: the annotation of a GenBank genome assembly
AUGGAGUCUUCUCCACCGCCAGUCGAAUCUCGAACCCUGCCAUUAACCGCAGUAAACCUGCGUACGAUACCUCGAAUAGCCUCCUCUAUCGCCAAGUUUGUGGCCGAACAGCGACAAAAUGUUCGUCUAUACGCUGCCGACGCGCUAGACGUGCCGAAUUCCGCUGAUGUCACAUCAAAACGUAUACACGGCAACAAGAAGAGUAGUCCACUGCUCAAAUCACGGCUCGAGAUUCGCCAAGCGAGGGAAGCAGAGGCGGCAAAGGAGGCGCAUGUGGGAAGCGAGUCGAGACCCGCGAAGAAGACGCAUGUGCUUGAUCAAAAAGAAGCGCUUUACGGAGUUCGUGACGUUGUAGGAGCCAAAGCUACCGCGUCUCGCAAGCGGCGUCGUAUGGGCGACGGUGACGAAGAAUAUGAAGCUCGACUUGAAGAGCGUCGUGAGCGGAAGCGAGCGAGAAAAGCCAUCAUGGACCCGAAUGCGAAGAUGAGGAAUACUGGAGACGAUUUGGACGCUGAACAGAGUGAGAAGAAUGAUAAGAAGAAGGAAAAGAAGAAAAGAGCAAAAGGCGCCCUUGGAAUGACCUUGAUGGAAACGUUUACAGCAGCGAACGUGAAGAAAUCGUCCCGCCUCACCCUUCCACCCGUGGUUGGGCGUAUGUUCAAGAACUCAAAGGCCGGGAAUAUCAUCCAUUUGACAGGCAAGGAGAAUGCCCGCACAUGCAAACAAGACGCAUCUAAUGCACUGCGCAAGAUGAAAAAAGAAGAAACAAACCCCUGCGAUGUGUCGUUCGAUCGACUCGGUGCUCUUGCUCGACCUCGAAGUCACCAAUCCAAAUCAUGGGCAUUGGGAUCACAGCUUCCUGAUGAGGACGAAGAACUUGAGCCAGGGCGCUCUCAUUUGAGCAGAGGAUCCGUGGGUCCGGAAGUCCAGUCGUCACAUUCACCAAUUGGCGUUAUGAAGCUCCCCACUUAUUGGAACUUGACAUCAAAGACUGCAAAUGUUGGCAUUUUUGAGUGCCCAAGCUUCACUCAUGCUCAACUCACUGCGCGCGAAGGUAUUGGGCAAAGGGAUCAGGACGAAACGCUUGAAAGGACUACGGCGUCUCCUUACUUUGUUCGUCCCCUCGUCCAAAUUCCGGCCCGUAUUCUCCAAAAGGAAGUAUCUGACCAAGAAAUUCAAGAUUCGGCUCGACUCAAAGUCGGAACUCCCCUUGGGGGGGAUGGCGAGACGAUGCGCCAAGCUCGAGGUUGUGACGAAGAACUCACGAUGAAAGCUAUUCAGGAACAAGUCGGACGAAUGGAAGAGGGACAGGCGUUUCGUGAAAGUCCCAACUUGGAUGAAGAACCAUCUUUCACUUCCCUCGACCUCAUGCUCCGCCAGCACGACGAAGAGGAUGUUCUAUACAAUCGUACUUUCAGGCUUGAAUCCCUUAUGGCGAGAGAGUGGCUCGGAAACAUACUGGUCGGUGUGCAGGCGGAUCCCCAGGAAGUUGGCUACGAUGAUUCGGUUUACGCAAACAGUGUCAACACUGGCUCCCCUAUUGAAGAUAAGGCAAGAGAAACAUGCUUGAUGUCAGAAGAGCCUGGAGAUUCCUUCCUCGGAGUGCCACUGGACAACGAGUGUGGGGAAGAAGAAGUUGUUGAUGGCGAUGCAAUCUUCUACUCUGAUCAAGGCAACGACGCUGCCUCUAUGCUGGAUGAUCUACGCAGCAGCAAUGCACCCCAGGUCAAACCAGACUACGAAGCCCAAGCCAUUGAAUCACAAAGUGACACGGCCGGGGAUAUCCUUCCCUUUGUAUCCAGUCAACUUAUACUGCGUGGUCUUGGUGCUCCAGGCAUUGGCGAACGAUGGACAUCUCAGCCAGCGUCAACACUGGGUCAAAGCGUCCAAGAAAUCGAGAUUGCCGCCGCGAGGCGACUGAUAGGUCGUUGGUAG